UGUAGCUUUAUGUGUAACAACCUCCGCUACUGACAGAAGGAUACUUCUUAGUGACCCUGAUUAUGUGGCGCAACAACUAAACCACUUACAGUCAGAAUUACAGGAUCUGAAAGUUCAGGUGGAAAAUCAAAAGCAUACCAUAGAAGCUCAGGAAUUAGCCAUAAUCAGUCUACAACAGAUCUCUUCUAGUCAACAACAGACCAUUGAUUGGCAAAACCACACACUAACUUAUCAACAGUUCGCCAUUCAGAAGAUAUCAAAAGAAGGAGUUGGCGUCGGUACAAUAUAUACCAGAUGGGGCCGAAAGGACUGUCCAGUGACGAAUGGAAGUCACAUUGUCUACUCAGGGUAUGUAGGUGGCGGGUACUUCAAUAACCCUGGCGAUGCUGCAAACUCGCUUUGUAUGUCUGAUGAGCCUACAACAGGACAGAGUACCUAUAACACUCGUCCAAGUUACAUCUAUGGCGCCGAAUUUCAACAAGGGCAUGAAGUUUUUGGUCUUCCACGAAAUGACGAAGACAUAGCUUGUGCCGUUUGUAGGAACUCGGUACACACGAUAUCGGUAAUGAUUCCAGGGAGGACACAGUGCUACCCAGGCUGGGUGGAGGCUUACAGUGGACUUAUUGUAGCUGGAUAUCCUUAUCAUCCCACGAAUACUGACCACCUCUGUAUGGAUAGUCUGCCACAACCAAUCCCAGGUGGACAGAGUAACGACGAAGGACAACUAUUUCGCCCUUCCGUGACGAAGUGUGGAUCCCUACCUUGUCCGCCAUACGAGGAAGACAAGCUUGUACCUUGUGUCGUAUGUAUGAUGUGAAUACACAAUAAAGUAUAAACCCUUUCUGUUCCAAGUUGCCUCCAUACAGGGUCUAUUUUUUAUCUUGAU
Messenger RNA from Pecten maximus, 886 nucleotides. RefSeq lists its product as uncharacterized. Lineage: Eukaryota; Metazoa; Mollusca; Bivalvia; Pectinida; Pectinidae. The transcript is spliced from 3 exons. The record is from RefSeq and is a predicted model, not a curated record. The coding region runs from base 404 to 817 and encodes 137 amino acids.